AUGCGGCCGGUGCUGGCAGCGUGGCUGGCCCUGAGCCUGCUGGCAGGGACGGGGGCCGAGGAGAUGUGCGGGGGCCCCCCCGCCCACUCCAUCCCUGCGCCCCAGCUCAGCCCCGAAGAGCGGCUCUCACCCCACAUGCCUGAAUCCCUGCGCUGCGACGCCUGCCACGCCAUCGCCUUCCAGAUUGAGGAGCAGCUGCGCAGGGCAGAGGGGAAGGUGGGCAGGAAGGCGCUGAGCGAGCCCGACUACGUGGAGGUGCUGGAGAGGAGCUGCUCGCAGGGCUGGGAGAGCUAUGGGGUGCAGGAGCUGGAUGGGGAGAAGCGGCUGGCGGGGCCGGGGCUGCCGAGACAGGAGCCCAUGAGCGUGAUGGUGCUGGGGGGACCCUGGCCGGGCAGGCUGUCCAAGAUGUGCCACAGCUACGUGGGCGAGCGGGGAGAGGCGCAGAUCUACGGAGCGCACCAGCGGGGCCCGGCCGCCCUGCGGGAGCUGCUCUGCCACGGGGAGAAGGGGGCCUGCGCCGGCGGCAAGGCUGGGGGGUCAGCCCCCCCCAAGGCAAUGCAGAAUGAGCUGUAG
Messenger RNA from Aptenodytes forsteri (emperor penguin), 573 nucleotides. It is a transcript of the gene MZB1, whose product is annotated as marginal zone B and B1 cell specific protein. The coding region runs from base 1 to 573 and encodes 190 amino acids. Gene Ontology annotation, biological process: regulation of B cell proliferation. NCBI's taxonomy places the organism in Eukaryota, Metazoa, Chordata, Aves, Sphenisciformes, Spheniscidae. Gene Ontology annotation, cellular component: endoplasmic reticulum chaperone complex; extracellular region. The transcript is spliced from 4 exons. The record is from RefSeq and is a predicted model, not a curated record.